AAGCAUGGCAGUUUUUUUAGCAAUCUACAAUGGUUUAAAUGUAAACAUGGUUGAGGCGUUAGCAUACUGCCAAUUGACAGAAGCUAAACACGUUUACAAGUAAAAGUGAAUUAGUUCUUCGCCUGUUCUUGUCCCAUUGCUGACCGUGGAGAGAGCAGAGCAUCUUCAGAGGAAGCAGUAAAUGGCUGAUCAGCUGGUUACCGGUUGGCUUCGUAUCGUCGCAGGCUCUUUGGAAAUAGAGGAAUGCAAAUCUGCAACCAUGAUGGAAGGAUUGAAAAAACGUACCAGGAAGGCCUUCGGGAUACGGAAGAAAGAGAAGGACAGUGACUCUACAGGGUCUCCAGACAGAGAUGGUGGUGAACCCCAAGAGGUUGAAUCGUCUCAGAAGAAGACAAAUGGAGCCCCGAAUGGCUUCUAUGGAGAUAUCGACUGGGAAAGAUACAACUCCCCUGAGUUGGAUGAUGAAGGCUACAGCAUCAGACCUGAUGAAGAGUCAGAGGAGGGAGCUACCAAAAAGACCCAUUUCUUCUCGUCUGACGAGUCUGAGGAGGAAGAGGACCACAAGAAGAAAUUCAAAAUCAAAAUCAAACCGCUGCCAGCUGAUUGUGUCAUAUCGGCUCCUUCGGUUGAUGAGCUCAAAGCCUCCAUAGGAAACAUAGCSCUGUCCCCGUCUCCUAUGAGGAGUCCGAGACGUAGCCCGGGUAUUAAAAGGAACACAUCUAGUGAGGAAAUUGCCAGGCCAAGGCGUGCCGUUCCUGCUGCUCCCAUCGUGGCCCCCACACCAGCUCCAGCACCACAACCACCCAGCAAUCAGCAAACAGCAUUCCCUGAAGACACCACAGCCUUAUUUGGGCCUCCUUUAGAAACAGCCUUCGGAGAACAGAAAACUGAAGUGGUUCUUUCUGAGCCCGAUGUGUGGGGGACUUCUUUCUCAGAGCCUGAAUCCUCUUUAACCAGGUCCUUCCCCACAGGAACUCCUCCUCCCCUUCCGCCUAAGAAUGUCCCAACUUCACCCCCUACAACUGAAGCCCCUUCUCCAGAUGCGGCUGAAGCAUCAGCAGAUGCAAAUGACUCAAGCAGGAAGCCCUCCAUAGCAGACCUGGACAACAUUUUUGGGCCRGAGGUGGCUCCCCCUGCUGGUGAAGAUACAGACGACAAGUGGGUCUGCUUCAGUGAACACUCUCCUGCUGGGCCACCAGCACCAAAGGAACCUGCACCACAUAUGCCGUCUUCACCACCCCCUCCUGAAGAGCCAGCACCUCCUCCACCAGCCUCCCCUCCUCCACCUGAAUCCCCCGCUCCCCCYCUACCUACAUCAGCUCCUCCUCUCCCCAUCGCUCUUUCCCCAAAAGAAGACUCGCCUCCUCCUCUUCCAACCUCCCCACCUCCGUCACAGGAGCCUUUCUUGCCUCCUAUWCGUUCAGGUCCCUCCACACCAGAAGACCAAAAUCCACUCUCCAUCGCCUCUUCUCCCCCACUUGCAUCAAAGGAGCAUACAUCACCUCCAGCUUCCUCCCCUCCCCCUCUUAGCUCACCUGCUGGUGUCCCACCAGUCCCCGCCCCCAAGGAGAGCACCUGUGAAGUGGUGACUCUGCUUUCUGAAGAACCCUCAGCUUCCUCAAUCCCAUCACCCCUUGUCCUCUCUCAAGAAGAGCAGUCUAAGAACACAAACGCCUCUCAUCCCAAAGAGGAAAGAGGUGAAACGAUCACCUCUCCCAAAGACACCAGCCAGGAAAGUCGGAGCACACCCCCACCGCCGCCUCCUCCUCCAACAUACCGUGCAGUAGUUUCAUCACCAGGCCCCACAGCUGGAGCAGGAGGGRCAAAUAGUGGUUCCUCCUCACCUGUAAGACCUUCCACCCCCUCGUCAGUCAACCCAACCCCACCCCCACCUCCGCCUCGGCCCCCUUCACGACCCAAGCUUCCUCCUGGGAAACCUGCUGUUGGAGAUGUGAACCGGCCGUUCAGCCCACCAAUCCACUCGGCGAGUCCCCCUCCCAUUGCUCCGUUGGCGCGAGCUGAGAGCACCUCCUCAAUCUCCUCCACCAACUCCCUGAGUGCCGCCACCACACCCACUGUUAGCAAGGAGCUGUGUGUGUCUGUGUCAGAAGAUGAUGCUUAUGUAGACAAACUGCCCACCUUUGAGAGGCACUUUGAUUCAUUUGCAGAGAAUGACCAGCCAUCCCUUGUUUGGUUUGACAGAGGGAAGUUUUAUUUAACCUUUGAAGGCUGCUCCCGAGGACCGAGCCCUCUCACUAUGGGGGCCCAGGACACACUUCCUGUGGCCGCGGCAUUCACAGAGACUGUCAACGGCUUUUUUAAAGGAGCAGACCCCAGCAAGUGUGUUGUGAAGGUCAUAGGUGAGAUGGUUUUAUCGUUUCCGGCAGGAAUCACACGGCACUUUGCCAAUAACCCGUCCCCUGCCGUGCUAACCUUCAGCAUAACCAACUACAGCCGACUGGAGCAUGUUCUGCCUAACCCCCAGCUGCUCUGCUGCGACACCACCACGCAAUCUAAGGCUGAUUCAAAGGACUUCUGGGUGAAUAUGCCAAACCUGAUAUCCCAUCUAAAGAAGGUGGCUGAGCAGAAGCCGCAGGCAACGUACUACAACGUCGACAUGCUCAAGUAUCAGGUAUCAACGAAUGGCCUCCAGUCGGCUCCUCUGAACCUGGCUGUGAGCUGGAGAUGUGAGCCCACCAGCACUGACCUGAGGAUAGACUACAAAUACAACGGGGAGGCCAUGUCGACGCCRAUGGCUCUCAACAACGUCCAGUUUCUCGUCCCAAUCGAUGGAGGUGUUUCAAAAUUACAAGCUGUCCUACCUCCUGCUGUAUGGAAUGGAGAGCAGCAAAGAAUCCUAUGGAAGAUCCCUGAUAUCUCCAAGAAAUCUGAAAACGGAGGUGUGGGGUCCCUAUUGGCACGCUUCCAGCUAACAGAGGGUCCCAGUAAACCGGCGCCGCUGGCAGUGCAGUUCACCAGUGAGGGCAGCAACCUGUCAGGAUGUGACAUUGAACUGGCUGGACCAGGAUAUCGCUUCUCUCUAGUUAAAAAGAGGUUUGCUGCAGGAAAAUACCUGGCUGACAAUUGACCCCCACUAAGAGCAGCACUGUUGAACUGAACGACUGUCRUGGACCAAGGUUAGCAACGCGACCAGAGGGCAGACCCAAACCAGACACUCCUAUGACCCUUUCUGAACCCACACGGCAAGGUCUGCAGCCUACCCAGCAGUAUUGUAUAACUUGCAUAUAGCAUUGUGGAACUGUUUCACGUCAUGUAAUUAUAGUAUUUGUACUCAUCUCAUACAAAACGUGUGUUGCUGCAGUUAGACACCUGGGUUCUUUCCUUCUCUAAAGUCUGUGCCUCUGUCUCCAUCCUCCUCUGGUCAGUGUUUGGUGGUGUUAUUUAAAGUUUCACUGCAGCUGCCUGACAGAAGACUUGGACAGAGCAUUUUUCUUUGGUCUGUGAGGAACUUUUUCGCAGUGACGCAUCUCAGCCCACACAGUUGAAUCAGCAUGUACAGCAGUACGAAAUGAGUUAUGCUAAAUCACAAACCUCAGAGCAAACACGCUUUUGUUAAUGAUUGUUGUCAGUGCGUUGAAACAAUCUAAUAAAAACAAAUUCAAGUAGCUACAUAAACAUAGUUUUUCAAGGAUUACAUGCUGGUACUACAGGGUCUUACGACUUUCAAUUGCAUCCUGUUUGAUGCAACAAUCUGAUAAUUCUCUCUCUUUAUUGCACACUUAUACUGAGAAGUGUUAGGCAGCUGCAUUGAUGAGUCAGUUCACUGGUUGAAAAUAAAAAAAUCUAAAUAAAAAUGAGCAGGGUUUUCCUGUCAGAACAAAAGAAUUGUACAGUGUCAUUUUAACAUGUAUCUCAAAGGGCGUUUGGUGUUUUCCUCGUAUUGUCAGAUAGCCUUUCUGUUGUUCCCAGAACAGCAGUGUUAGACACCAGAGUUACAUGACAGCAUUCUAUUUUUAUUUAUUGAUGACGAUUUGUUGUAUAAAACAUGUGAUUCUGUAUAUGAAUAGAAUCUGAAUGGUAUCACACAACUUGGAACCCUUAAAUGUAUAAAUAUUUGAAUUCUCUUGCAUUUUUGUUAUCUGUGUAGUUGGGUAACCUUGUGUACAGUAUAAGGUAUAAUUUUUUGAAUUUAUUUCAGAUAUAAUUUUUUAACUCAAGUGCAACAAGAUUUGAGCUAUAUAUGGGUGGGGGCCGUGGGGUAAUUUAAAGAAAAUGAUGAAUAUCUUCCUGGAUGCCGUGUUAUGCUUUCUGAAAGCAGUGUUAUCGUAGAGUUAGAAGUCCACACUUCAAUAAAGUUGUAUGCGUACGUUUUAUUUUGAAAGUUCAUGCUAACCAGCUAGCCCUUCUAUACCAUCUUUAGAGGUUAUUCACCCAUUCAUAGUUUUUAUACAAUCACUUCUAUUGCAUAUAUAUAAGAAUCUUUUGCAGUUGGUCAAUCGCCAUUUAGUCGCAUUGUAAAUCAAAUCAGCUCAACUUUUCUGCAACUUGCUUAUGAAUCAGGUGGGAGUGGCUGUUUAGCAUUACAAGCUGUUAAUGGGGGCAUAACAAAAGUCAUGUUUCCAACAUCUAGAGUAGUUUUUCUGAGCCCUUUAUUUUCUAUUUUAACUUCAUCUGCCAGAGUGAAAGUCUGAACCAAAGCAGGGCCUGUAGUACCCUUGGUAUUACCUUUGUAGUGAUCUCUGGAUUUCAAAUUGGCAGAAUAUUUGAACCAUUUUGUUUUGGAAGUACUCCACUGUUUGUGUUUUGCAUUGCCUUUACAUGUAAUAUAUUUUAAUUGCAGUACAUGUAUGCAAACAGGGAGACCAAAUCUUCUUAUCAUAGUAUUAUUUUAGUGUUUUAAUUUGUUUAUGUGGAAAUGUUUUACGUUUGUUUUGAGGCACAAUAAAAGCAAUUACACCACCAGAAGAAUGUUUAUUUUUAACUAAUUAGAUGUUUUUAAAGAUUGCAUGUGUGCAAUGUUAUUUUUAGACACAUGGCAUUGAUUUAAUUUAUCAUAUGUCUGAUAAUGUGUCAUGUUUCCUCAGAGUUUUGGGAGAUUGUAAUAUUGUGUCCAAGUAAAACACCGAGAAAAUAUCAGACAUGUUGGUUAUAACAGCUGAGUGCUUCUGUUUAUCUCUCAUCUGCCAUAAAUAUAAUUAAAGGCUUUUGCAGCUGUAGAGUACAUUUGAAACUCUUUACAGUUGCACCUUUAAGUGGAGAUUGAAAUGACUUUAUAUAAGAYGAAGAGAAGUCGCUGUAAAAUAAGAAUCGGAUAUAGUUCGCAUUCCUAAAUAAGUACUUAAUGAGAACAUUUAGUUGUGAAUCUACACCUGUGAGUUGCAGACUAACAACUGAGUCAAGCGACUUUUUUUCUACAUAAAACUGCACCGCAGGCAAGACACACAGCAAACAACCCAGGGUAGACCGGGGGUUCGCAGUCAUUAGCUUUUAAGGGGAUAAUGGUUCAGGAAAACAUAAUUAUGUUGAUAAAACAUGUAAACUUAACAUUACUGUCUUCUGUCCAAGAUGCUGGAGUCAGUUUCCACCUGCAGGUUGAUGGAUUUGCCAGAUAGCAGUUGAAUGUCAUGUGCCAGCACCAUAGGACAGGCUCUAUUAAAGCUAGUUGGUUGCAGCAACUGAACUUUCAAAGAGUAAAACUUGCACAUACACACUGAAAUGUUUGACAUUUUAGAAUUAUCAUUACAUUUUAUAUCUGCCUGGGGACUGUUCACUUAGCAUAAAGACUGGGUUUAUAUUUAUUAAUUAAAUAUUUCCUAGCCAGUACCUAAGAGACUCAGAGUAUCACACAUUUUGUUUUCUUAACUGAAGAUAUCAAUCUAUCUUAAAGAAAAAGUGUAACAUGCACCUUAAAUGAAGCUUCAGAGGUUCUUUUAUGCAGAUUAGUAUAAUGCAGCUGUUUUUAAUCAAACCAAGAUGAUUUUUAUCCAUUUCCCUGACAGUGCCAAACGGCCCUGCUUCAGCAAAUCUGUUGCAGGUUUUGGCGCUGUUACAACUCGCUCAAGCUUUUACAGAUUCAAAGUUUUAAUUAGGUGAAUCCCCCUGGCUUACCAAAUAGCUGUAGAAAAUCGCAAGGUUCCCUUUAAUUUUACAUGUCUUACUAAUUGAUUAUGAAAUAGAUUACUCAGAUGCAAAAAUAUUGCAUAUUUUUUCUAAUAUCAGUCAAAAACUGUUAGCAAGUAUUCAUUAGCAUCAGCAUUGGUUACUCUUACCUCCCUACAGCCUUGUGAGACCUGAGACUUGUUCACUUAUGAAUAUAGCUACAUUUGCUGUUUCCCCUUGAUUACAGUCUUUAUGCUAAGAUAAGCUAACAAGAAGUUUGUGGUAAAUCCUGUGUGAGCGGCCCCUGAAGCUGGAGUUCUCAGUUCAGAAAGUCAAACCUCCUUGAGCUAUCCAGGGUGGAAAUCCAAAAUGGCUGCCAUGCAUAUACAAGAACAAAAAAUUUGCAGUUGUAGAUUUUUGCUUUCAAAUUGAAUGCACUCAACAUCCAACUUCCAAGGCAAAUGGAUGGCAGUAUUAACGAACCCAAAAUGUCAAGCAGUUUUUUUCAAAUAUAACAUGUACAACAAUAAAAAAUGUAAAAAAAAUUUCCCACCUGCAAAUACGUUUACUGGGACCAGCUUGUUUCUUGUGCCCUCCGAGUAAAAGAGAAACUUUAAUCCAGUAAAUAAAAGUACUACUAGAUACUACUAGCCUUUGGUUUUUACCAGUUAUACUUUUCACCUGAUACCAGUUAUCUCAAUGGUAACUAACUCCCAGACUAAACCUUAUGCAGCACACCCAGUUGAUCAUGCCAGCGCUUGAAUUCAUGGCUUUAAUUUUCAUAUAUGUAAUGGUCUCUGUGAGAUGACUUGAUUUGAAUGAGGGUGUGAAGCAAGGUUAAGUAGACCAAAAUUCUAUUUUUGUUCUGUUUUUGUAUUUUGUGUGUGUGCGUGUGUGUGUGUGUGUGUGUGUACCCCGGACAGUCAGUCCUGUGUUGAGGAUAAUAAGAUGAAUAUUUUUAAAAUGCAGAAAAAUAUAUUAUUGUUUAAUGUGAGAACAACAACACUGUGCUGAUUAUGUUCAACUUCCUGAAUGCUCUGAAACAUGAAGAACAAAGUCUGUGUAUGAAGUGGAACUGAAAACUGUAUGUGGUGUACCGUUUGUCUGCAUUCUGCUAAAUGUAACCAAUCACUGUCUCAUGACUAACUCUAGAGGGGGAAACAAAUCUGUAAAUCUAAUCAUUUUGACUUAUGAAGUACUUUUGACUGGAUAUAGUUUGCAUUGUAAAUAUAUUUAGUGACUGAAGAGCUGGGCUGCACAAUUAAAUUCAAACGGAUGUUUUAUGUUCUUGUGUGCAAAUCCAAUAUAAGGGAACAUAGAAGAUGAAUUUUGAAGUAAGAUGACUGAUUGGUGCCAUUUAGCUUCCAGUGAAACCUUCAUCUGAUAAUAAUAGCUUUUAUGUUGAAUAGAUACCAUGUCCAACAGGAUUCUGUUAUCUUUUGUACGAAUUGUGAGAUUGUCAGUGCAACAGUCACUACAGCAUUAUCUGCCAAUGCCCACAAUAUGCAACAUUAAUCAUAUGAGCAUUUUAAAUUAUCAUUACUCAAUAGCUUAAGCUUUUUAUCAGCUUGAAAGACACAACCAAAAUUUUUAAUUGGUUUAAAUUAAAUUUGAAAAAUAAAAUCGAAAUAUGCGAGCAAUUUCCAGCUCUUCAUCCCAGUGAUGAAUUUUUCUGCCUGUAGUUAUUGCAUGCAGAGCAUGCAGUAAAAAGUGAGGCAUCUAUGGUGAGAGGUAGUACUGAAAUGACAUGUUGUGCUGAGUGUCACUUACCUUGGGUUAUGUUGAAAAGAGAGCAGGGAGUGGCUUUUUUUGUUUGUGAGAAGCCGGGAUGCUUCUUUUUGGUUCUGUGCAGUUAACCUCAAACUCAUGUGCAAGCUGUUUGUACAGAACAUAACAACGCUAAGAUAAACUGAGAAAAUUAGUUUGCUUCUUUCCAAAACCAAUAAAAAGUAUAACUGGAUCCUU
This is a messenger RNA of Poecilia reticulata (guppy), 8025 nucleotides long. NCBI's taxonomy places the organism in Eukaryota, Metazoa, Chordata, Actinopteri, Cyprinodontiformes, Poeciliidae. The record is from RefSeq and is a predicted model, not a curated record.